Molecule: messenger RNA, 600 nt
Organism: Eruca vesicaria subsp. sativa (arugula)
Lineage: Eukaryota; Viridiplantae; Streptophyta; Magnoliopsida; Brassicales; Brassicaceae
Source: the annotation of a GenBank genome assembly
AUGGGUGAAGACAUGCUAGGUCACAUGUCUUACUGCUUUUCUGGUGAGAGAGGAACUAGUAAGCUCAACUUCGGAAGUAAUGCUAUUGUGUCAGGAGAUGGGACUGUAGCAGCCAAUAUGUCAAGGAAGAAGGAGGAAUCUUAUAUGUAUUACCUAAACCUAGACGCUGUCAGCGUUGGGAAAACUCGCGUUGAAACAUUGGGGACACCGUUUCACGCCACAAACGAGAACAUUCUCAUUGACUCUGGAACAACUUACACCUACUUUCCAGAGAGUUACUGCAACAAAGUGAAGACGGCAGUGGAAAACGUUGUGAAAGCAGAACGAGUAGCUGCCCCGGACAACAUGCUUUGCUACAGAACCACUAACAUGGAUUUGUUUCCAGUCAUAACAAUGCAUUUCCAAGGUGGUGCGGAUCUUGUUCUGGAUAAAUACAAUACGUUUAUCAUCAAUAAUGGAAAGUUCAUUUGUCUGAUAAUUUUUUGUCGUCCUCGAGCAGUUUUCGGUAACAGAGCACAAAACAAUUUUUUAGUUGGGUAUGAUACUUCGUCACAAUUGGUUUCUUUUAAACCCACUAACUGUUCAGCUUUGUGGAGUUAG